This is a messenger RNA of Akanthomyces muscarius, 2271 nucleotides long. RefSeq lists its product as uncharacterized. The transcript has 3 exons. The record is from RefSeq and is a predicted model, not a curated record. Gene Ontology annotation, molecular function: oligopeptide transmembrane transporter activity. Lineage: Eukaryota; Fungi; Ascomycota; Sordariomycetes; Hypocreales; Cordycipitaceae. The coding region runs from base 1 to 2271 and encodes 756 amino acids. Gene Ontology annotation, biological process: transmembrane transport.
AUGGGGAUCGGAAAGGUGCCCGUCGAUGUGUCGACCCAACUUGAGCCUACGGAUAAGCUGCAGACGAGUCUGGACGAAAAAUCGAAUGAGAGUGCAGAGAUAGCGAGCAAAGACGACGCAGCAUCGACCGACACGGCUGAGCGAGUCAAAGGACAUCCCGUCAUUCGAAACGGCGAGGAUGUUUCCAAAUACCUAGUUUCCGACCGCGAUGAUGGUGACGCUGCGUUGACGUUUCGUUCCAUCUUUUUGGGUACCAUAUUCACUGCCCUCUCCAGCGUCAUCACCAUGCUCUACGUCUUCAAGCCAACGCAGAUGCAAGUCUCGGCCGUCUUCCUACAGCUACUUGUCUUCCUCUUUGGCGAAGCCUGGGCAUACGGCACGCCAAACCCCGAUCGCUUCAGCAACAAGGCCAUCCGCAGUACCCUGCGCUUCAUCAACUCGGGUCAGGCAUUUACUAUCAAGGAGCACGUCGUCGCGUCCCUCAUUGCAUCUUCUGGCAACAAUGGCCUGUCUGGCGUCGAAAUCUACGCCGUCGAGCGACUGUUUUACAACAAGGCCGUUACCGCCAGCACCGCCAUCCUUGCGACGUUUUCCAUUUCCCUCUGCGGCUUCGUCCUCGCCGGCGUGCUGCGCCCGCUGAUUGUCUACCCGGCCGAGAUGGUGUACUGGUCGACACUGCCGCAGGUUGUGCUCUUCCAGAACUUGCACUUUGACCGUGCCGCCAACAAGGCUCGCCUCGAGAAAUUCUGCUGGGCGCUCGGCAUUGCCGCCGUGUGGGAAAUAUUUCCUGCGUACAUGGUGACGUGGUUCGGAGGCAUUUCUAUCUUUUGUCUGGCGUCUCUAGGCGCACCGACAUCCACGCGCACAACGUUUGGUCGCAUCUUUGGCGGUGCCUCAUCCAACGAAGGGCUCGGGCUGCUCAACUUCAGCCUCGAUUGGCAGUACAUUCAAAGCACCUACCUGUCACUGCCACUGAAGCAGCAGCUCAACAGCUGGAUUGGCUAUGCUAUUUGGUACGUGAUCGUGCCGGUGCUGUUCUACAAGAAUGUCUGGGACGCGCAGACAUUCCCUUUCAUGUCCACGUCACUCUUCUCCAGCAACGGCACACGGUUCAAGAUCACAUCGAUCCUUAAUGAUCACGGCACCAUUGACUACGACAAACUUGCGACUGUAGGCGUGCCGCGGCUCACAUCUACGACCGCCUGGGGAUACCUAACGUCUAGUCUUGCCAUGGGAGCACUCAUCACGCACGUCAUUAUCUUCUACGGGAAAGGCAUGAUCCAGGCUUGGAAGCAAGCCAAUGCUCGCACACAGCCCGACAUUCACUAUCAAAAGAUGCUCAAGUACAAGGAGGUACCCAUGUGGUGGUACCUCGUGCUCUUUGCCCUAACCUUUAUUGCCGGCCUCGUCGUCAACAUCAAGGGCGACACUACCCUCCCUGUCUGGGGCUACAUUAUCUCUCUGCUACUCGGUGCUGUGAUUGCGCCAUUUUCCUGCAUCCUCUAUGGCCUGUACGGUACCGGCAUUGGCACCAACCAAAUCUCCAAAAUGGUCGCUGGCGCCGUGCACCCGGGCCGACCCCUGGCCAAUCUCUACUUUGCCAGCUGGUCGCAUCAAGUUAUCCUUCUUGCCGUCAACCUCUCCAACUGGCUCAAGGUCGGGCAGUACACCAAGGUGCCGCACCGCGUAAUGUUCUUUACGCAAAUCUACGGCACGCUGCUCGGUGCCGGUCUCAACUACGCCGUCAUGACGUCCAUCGUCACGUCUCAGCGGGAGGUCCUCCUCGAUCCCAUCGGCACCAACGUCUGGAGCGGCUCCACGAUGCAGAGUCUCAAUGCGCAGGCCAUCACCUGGGCACUGGCGACGGAAAUGUACGGCCGCCAUGGGCGCUACUUUAUUGUCCCUCUUGGUCUGCUCAUCGGUGCCGUGUUUCCUGUACUGCACUGGGCGCUCUGCAGGGCGUAUCCGCGAAUCCGCAAGUGGCCGAUCAACACCACCUUUAUCCUGCAGUACAUGGGUACCACAUACUUUGGCAACACGUCAUGGCUGUGGUCUUCGUUUGCGGUGGGGGCCUUUUCGCAGCUGUGGCUUCGUCGUCGAUAUCCACGUAUUUACAACGAGUACAACUAUCUGAUUGGCGCGGCGCUGGAUGGUGGCUCGCAAAUUGUCAUUUUCAUCCUGUCCUUCGCAGUAUUUGGUGCAAGCGGCCAGUCUUAUCCAUUCCCGACAUGGUGGGGGAACCCAGCCGGCAAUCCAGACCAUUGCAUAUGA